Molecule: messenger RNA, 1287 nt
Organism: Aspergillus oryzae RIB40
Lineage: Eukaryota; Fungi; Ascomycota; Eurotiomycetes; Eurotiales; Aspergillaceae
Exons: 1
Coding region: 1-1287 (428 amino acids)
Molecular function (GO): FAD binding
Source: RefSeq, a predicted model, not a curated record
AUGCCACAACUCAAAGUCCUCAUCUGCGGCGCAGGGAUCGCAGGCAACGCCCUCGCAUUCUGGCUCUCAAAGCUCGGCCACGAGACCACCGUCAUCGAACGAUUCCCGAAGAUACGCGCCAGUGGCCUACAGGUCGACCUUCGCGGACCAGGCAUUGAAGUGAUGCGACGAAUGGGCCUGGAAGAAGCUUUCCGCGCUCGGUCCGUCCCGGAGCAAGGUUUACAGCUCGUCGAUGACAAGGAUAAAAGCUGGGGAUAUUUCCCUGCUAACCGCUCCGGGAGAGGAUUACAGAGCUUCACGACUGACUUUGAGAUUAUGAGAGGAGAUUUAUGUCAGCUUCUGUAUGAUGUUACGAAGGAUCGUGUCGAAUACCGCUUCGGGUUUUGCGUGAAGAAGCUAGCGCAGACGGAGGAUUAUGUUGAUGUCCUUUUCUCGGAUGAGGGAAGAGAGCGGUUCGAUCUUGUUGUAGGGGCGGAUGGAUCCGGGUCUCACACUCGGAAGAUGAUACUGGAUGCUGGUGCUAAAGACCCGGUUCAUCCACUUGGGGUGUAUGCUGGGUAUUUCACGAUCCAGAAGUCACUUCAACCUGGCGAGGGGUACAAUGCAACUGCUUUUAUUGCUCCCGGGAACAAAGGCAUCAUGACUCGCCGCGCCGAUCCCCAUAAAUACCAAGCAUAUCUGUUCUGUAACCCGAAUUCCUCUCACCGACUAAAUAGCGCGACCAAGGGCGACAUCGAAGACGAAAAGAAAGGAUUGGCAGAGGCCUUCUGUGGGGCUGGGUGGAAGACAAGCGAGAUUCUAAAAGGCCUAGUCGAUGCCGACGACUUCUACUGUGAGCGGAUGGGGGUUGUCACGAUGGACUAUUGGUCCCAAGGCCGCAUUGUGCUUGUUGGCGAUGCAGCUUACUGCCCGACCGCUAUGACGGGCAUGGGCACGACCUGUGGUAUGGCCGGCGCCUAUGUCCUCGCUGGCGAAAUUGGGAAGCACUGUGGCAAGGGCUUCAAGGGAGGGAUACCAGUUCCCAAAAAUAGUAUCACGGUUGCUCUGGCCGAGUAUGAGGGAAGGCUUAGACCGUUCAUCAAUACGGUCCAGAAAGGGUUAACAGACAACAAAAAUUACAUGGCUAAGUUUCCAUCAUCCCCUCUUGGCGUUCAGAUGGUUUACGUCCUCUUUUGGGUUGCAUCUUUGUUGAGGCUCGACUUUCUUGCCAAAUGGGUGUUGCGCGAAGAUACGAAGGGUUGGAAACUCCCGGAGUAUAAACUGAUGACCGAUUGUGCUUGCAACUGA